This is a messenger RNA of Symbiodinium sp. CCMP2592, 3615 nucleotides long. Lineage: Eukaryota; Dinophyceae; Suessiales; Symbiodiniaceae. The record is from the annotation of a GenBank genome assembly.
AUGCCAGCUUUUGCCAUCAGAGAGGAGGAAAAGAUUGACCACUGGCUUGGACGUGCGCUGUCUGAUUUGGCACUUGACACCCCGGGAAUAGAGGUCAUCUUACCGAAAGAUGCAGACAAGUGGCAGCGAUGCUUCCACCCCACGGAGCUUGUGAGAUCGUCGUGGUUCGAAACAUCGAUGUGCAUCCUCAUCGUUUUGAACAUGGUCGUCAUGGCCGUGCAGGUGCAGUACCAUGGUCUCGAGACGGGACAUACCUUGGAUUUCCCUGGCUAUGACACCGCAGCCUCAAAUCUGUGGCCAGGGGCAGAGACGGCCUUUCGAGCGACCGAGUGGGUGUUCGGAGUGUGCUUUUUUGUGGAGAUCAUCAUCAGAAUCUUCGGAUGGGGACUGGCUUUUCCUUUCGAUUUCUGGAAUUGGUUCGAUGCGGCUAUGGUCCUGCUGUGGCUCCUCAGUGAGACCGCUUUCUCGAAUUUGGACGACCGGGUCCUCCGCCUGGCUCGCACAGCGCGACUACUCCGUUUGGUCCGUGUGAUCCGCAUGAUCCAUGGUUUCGACUCGCUGUACUUGAUGAUGACGGCGAUGAGGGGAAGUGUGGCCGUGCUCUUCUGGUCCUUCAUUCUGUUGCUGGUAGCGCAGAUUAUGAUUGCUUUCCUCUUGAAUGAAGUCUUGAGCGCCACCUACUUGGCAGAUGAGAAUGCCCCCAAGGAGGACCGGCAGCGAGUCUUUGCCUACUUCGGCACCUGCUCCAGGGCGAUCCUAAGCAUGUUCGAGUUGACCUUGGGCAACUGGCCGGAGAUUGCCAGGAUUCUCCAGGACAAGGUGAGCGAGUGGUAUUUCUUGUUCUCUAUUGCUCACAAAGUGACAAUCGGCUUCGCAGUGAUCGGCGUCAUCAAUGGCGUGUUCAUGCAGGAGACCUUCAAGGUCGCAGGCUCGGAUGACAAGAUCAUGAUGCGCCAGCGAGAGCGAGAAAGAAGGCUCCACACAAAGAAGAUGAAGGUGCUGUUCGAACACGCCGAUGAGUCCGGGGAUGGCGUUCUGGAUAUCGAUGAGUUCCGCCAAGUGAUGAAGAAUCAAUCAGUGCGUACCUGGCUCGCCGCGCAGGACCUGCACAUGAAUACACCCGAAGCCAGCGACCAGCUCUUUCGGCUGCUGGACGAUGGGGAUGCGGCUCUCACGGCCCAAGAGCUGGUGGAGGGUGUGGCACGGCUGAAAGGGCCGGCGAAGAGCAUGGACCUCGCGGUCUUUAACCUUGAGUUCAGGAAGUUCAAAGACGAUGUGGGUAGGUUGGGCGAACUGGCAGAGAAGCUGAGUGACUUGGACUAUGAGGAGGAGCAUGACUGCAAAUGUCCGAGCUUCCUUGUUUCACUGAGAGGAAAAGGCGGCAUCCAUGAUGCUUUCUUGGCACCCGCCAAGCUUGUUGGAAGGAAGUCGAACCUUCUCAUCCUCGAAUUGAAGUCCAUGGGUUUCCAGAGCAGGCGUGACAUCCACAACACCAGCCUCAAGGUGUCCGGAAUGGAGCCGCAGUGGCUCAUGAAAUCCGACGGGGUUGGCGCGAAGUCGGUCUUCGCGAGGUGUGCAGCCAUUAUCCCCGUCUACAUAGACAGGAACAAGAAGGAGAUUAAGAUCUUCAAUGUCUGGUGUCCGGAGAAGAAGAAGCGCCACUGGGCCUUCUUAGAAGGAGACAUUCUUCGAGGUGCAGAUCGUCACAUCUACGAUACAUGCCGCCGCAUCUUCAACAGUCAGGUCGGACAUCUCUUUGGCAAGCAGUGGUCGGGCUGUUUUCUGUCCGAGCUUCCCGAAGUAGCUGGCCCGGAGCUGAAGGAGCCUUCCAUCUGCACCUAUGUGAAGCUGGAGCAGGAUGGCCAUCGGUAUCCUUGCCGGCCACACUUCUUCCUCCAGGUCACGGAGGACUUUUACGAGACGACGAGGUGUUAUGAGGAUGCCAGCGGCGUCAUCAAACUCCCACAGCCAGAGGGCGACUUCGUCAAGUGGGACGACUUGGCCUCUGCCCGCAGAGUGCAUCUCGACGGCACGUUUUUCAUGGAGCAUGACGAGGCCCGAUGGGUCAUCAUGGAGUACGAAACUGGCAAGCUCAUGGCAAAAUCUCGAUUCCUCAGCAGUUGGGCAAUGGCGCGAGGCAGUGCAACGACGGUUGCCUUUGUGGCAAGCUGCUGCUUGGCAGGUGGCUUUUUGUUCGUGCCUGGACUCUUCCCGUCGGCUGCAACGUCCACCGUGACAAACGCAGCUGGCCGCCAGGCGGAGACGUCCCACACUGCCGAGGAGCCAGCAGGAGCAUCUGCGUGGCAGGGGCUUUUCGGUGGCGUUGCACUGGGCUUGCUCCUGAGCGUGGCCGCGGCCUCCCCAGUCCUGGCCGAGGAGGCAGCAAAGCCCAAGGAGCUCACGGAUGAGGAAGUCCUUGCCAAGGGCUGCGACAUCCGCGUCGACUGCAAGACCAAGGAGGAGCAGUUCCGCUGGGCCAAGGCCUACUACAGGAAGUACAACAGGGAGAGCGACGGCAAGGACCCCAAGUACAGCGCUUCCUCCACCGGUGGCGGCAUCUACCGCAAGUACAAGAUCGACCAGUUCAUCGAGCCUUCGGGCAUCGUGAACACCACCGAUGGCACCUACCCCAUUCGCCCCGAGGCUGCGGCCUUCAAGCCCAUCUGGGAUGAGUACAACAAGAAGCUCAUCGAGCGAGUCGAGAAGGUCUACGGCAUCUCUGACGAGCCCAUCCGCUGGAACGGCGACUACUACGACAACAAGCUGAGCCCGUACAAGCCCGCCAACGGCCUUGGCUGGUACAACAAGCCAUCUCGUGUGCCAGCAGUAGCCAUGCGGGCGUAUCAGAAGCAUUACAAAGUCCUCGGAAUUGCCAUCAGGCAGACGUACGAAGCUCUCACUAGGAGGUUGAAGGAGCGAGCCGCUUUCCUUGCCGCUUCCGAGUUUGUUUUUGCUCAAAGGGCACUUGUGGGUGGCUGCGCCCUGGCGGGCGGCUUGGCCUUCGUGCCUGGGAUGAUGCCGUCCACCAGCUCCUCUCCGAGCAGCCAUGUAAGCAGGGAGCAGGGCCACUUUGACGCAGCGGACGCCGGCAGCUCCUUCCAGAACCUGCAGGGGCUCUUCGGUGGCAUCGCAUUGGGCUUGCUCCUGAGCGUGGCCGCGGCCUCCCCAGUCCUGGCCGAGGAGGCAGCAAAGCCCAAGGAGCUCACGGAUGAGGAAGUUCUCGCCAAGGGCUGCGACAUCCGCAUCGACUGCAAGACCAAGGAGGAGCAGUUCCGCUGGGCAAAGGCCUACUACAGGAAGUACAACAGGGAGAGCGACGGCAAGGACCCCAAGUACAGCGCUUCCUCCACUGGUGGCGGCAUCUACCGCAAGUACAAGAUCGACCAGUUCAUCGAGCCUUCGGGCAUUGUGAACACCACCGAUGGCACCUACCCCAUUCGCCCCGAGGCUGCGGCCUUCAAGCCCAUCUGGGAUGAGUACAACAAGAAGCUCAUCGAGCGGGUCGAGAAGGUCUACGGCAUCUCCGAUGAGCCCAUCCGCUGGAACGGCGACUACUACGACAACAAGCUGAGCCCAUACAAGCCUGCCAACGGCCUCGGCUGGUACAACAAGUGA